CGUCCUGAUGCUCUCUCUUCCCUCUCCAGGUGGGCAUGACGGCUCCUGGGACCCGGCGGCACAUCUAUGACACCAAGCUGGGGACCGACAAGUGUGACAAUUCCUCCAUGUCUCUGCAGAUGGGCUACACACAGGGUGCCAACCAGAGCGGCCAGGUCUUUGGCCUGGGCCGGCAGAUAUACGACCCCAAGUACUGCCCACAAGGCCCAAUGGCUGACGGGGCUCCAGGGUCAGUUGGCGACUGCCCAAGCCCAGGGAAGGCCCCGGAGUACCCUCCGUACUACCAAGAGGAGGCGGGCUACUGAGGCCCCAUCCUUGCAGAGUGUCUCCUCACGCCAUCGUCCCAUCGGGAAUUUGGGGGUUUUCUACGUUUUCAUCUUGUUUUUCUAUGUGUUUAAGUUGAGGGUCUGUGAAAGCCAGAUCCAAAUGCAUAUAGGGUGGGGGUCCCUGCUAGGGCACACCCAGGUAGCAAAUUUCCCAGCAGGCUUA
Messenger RNA from Myotis brandtii (Brandt's bat), 489 nucleotides. Its product is annotated as calponin-2-like. Bases 36 to 305 code for a protein of 89 amino acids. NCBI's taxonomy places the organism in Eukaryota, Metazoa, Chordata, Mammalia, Chiroptera, Vespertilionidae. The transcript has a single exon. The record is from RefSeq and is a predicted model, not a curated record.